Molecule: messenger RNA, 537 nt
Organism: Zasmidium cellare ATCC 36951
Lineage: Eukaryota; Fungi; Ascomycota; Dothideomycetes; Mycosphaerellales; Mycosphaerellaceae
Exons: 1
Coding region: 1-537 (178 amino acids)
Source: RefSeq, a predicted model, not a curated record
AUGGAGCCCGAGGUUCGAAGUAUGUUCAAGUUCUCCGUGGUGUACAACGCGCCGCACUGUGGCGUUCGUGCCCGCAACACCGGCCUGUUUCGCAUCCUCCGAGAAAAGAUGUGGCUCCAAUACGCCGACCGCAGUGCUGAUAUCAGCGAGACGCUCGACUCUAUCGAAUUGUUAAAUUUCGACAGCGCGAGGCACACCGUGCGCGAAAUUAUCCUGCCAUCGAUGGUCCUGAGAGACCAUCUUACCGUGCAGCUUGUACUUGAACUUUCUCCGGUAAAACCGAACGGUCGGCUUUACGCAUCGUCUAGCGACGGUGAGUGGACCUGUUUUCGUAUGGAUGCUGAGUUUGAGGCCAUCUGGGGCGACUUGAACUGUGUCCAAAUCUGUCUCGAACUCGUAGAGGAGGGAUGGAUGGUCGAAACCCAUCGGUUCGACCUCUUAGCGCUACAAGACGGGCGUAUCGCGCUGCCAGAUGGCCAUGUCGUGGGAUCCAACGGCGGCGUCGAUGGGGCAUGUGCUUGGCGGCAGAGGCCUUGA